AUGUCGCAAGGUAUAUAUCUCACAGAUGCUCCAGUGAGAAGACCGCAGCCCGUAGGGAAUCCGUUGUUGAGAAAAGUGCAAACUGCUUGUAGACUAUCUCUGCCUGAACCUGAUUUGGCACUGAAUCUGGAUGUGGCUGAUUACAUCAACGAAAAGCAGGGACCCUGUCCUAGAGAUGCAGUUAUUGCGAUUGUGAAAUUGAUCAACAGCAGAGACACACAUACAGCGGUCUUUGCGUUGGCUUUGUUGGACGUUUUGGUGAAGAACUGUGGCUAUCCGUUGCAUCUACAGAUCUCUCGUAAGGAAUUCCUGAAUGAAUUGGUGAAGAGGUUCCCCGAACACCCUCCAAUGCGUUAUUCGAAGGUUCAGAGACUGAUUUUGACUGCAAUCGAAGAGUGGUAUCAGACGAUUUGUAAACAUGCAGCGUACAAGGAGGAUUUGGGUUAUAUUAGAGAUAUGCAUAGACUGCUCAAGUACAAAGGAUAUGUGUUUCCCAAGAUAAACGAAUCUGAUUUGGCAGUUUUGAGACCAAGCGACCAUCUGAAGACGCCAAGUGAGAUCCAAAAAGAGCAAGAAGUGGCCCAGGCAGCAAAGUUGGAGGAACUAAUCAGGCGUGGUAGACCCGAAGACUUGAGGGAGGCCAACAAACUGAUGAAAGUUAUGGCUGGGUUCAAGCAAGACAAUGCCAACGAGGCUAAACAAACGAUUUCGAAUGAAUUGAAUAAGCUUAAGCGAAAGGCGGAUCUAUUGAAUGAGAUGCUAUCUUCUUCUGAUUCAGUUGAUCUACAGGACGAUACGAUCGUAUCGCUAUACUCCAAUUUGAAGGGUGCUCAACCUAAAUUUCAAAAAAUUAUUGAAGAAGAACACGAAGACGACAAUAUGGUUCAGGAUUUGCUUAAGUUCAACGACACAGUAAAUCAGCUUCUUGAAAAGUUUGAUCUCUUGAAGGCCGGCGACUCGAGUGCUGCUUCGCAGAUCCAUCCUUCAAACAUCGCGCCAUCUUCGGAUUCCGAUGGAACAUCCAAUGCCGGCAAUGGUGGUACAUUGGCGAAGGAAAUCAACCUUAUUGACUUUGAUGAUGAUGAAGAAACCCAAUCAUCAUCUCCUCAGCCCGCUCAAUCAGGAUCUGGUGAUGUGGUUGCAGACCUUUUAAGCGACUUGACGGAUUUGUCUAUUUCCUCUAAUUCUGCCUCCCAGAGUUUCGGUUUAGGUGGUAGCAUCUCUUUGGGUGCUGGACAGCCAACUUCUGCGGUCUCCAACACAUCAAAUGCUAACAGCUUGGACUUGGAUUUCCUGAGCGGAUUCUCGGCACAGAAUUCUGCCUCCAGCGUGUCGAAUUCUGGUCAGCAAAAAAUCGACGAUUUCAAGCUUCUGGCUGACUUCGGAGAUUCUUCGUCCUCUGCUUCUUCUGCAACAAAGGUUUUGGCCAGCGAAACUAAAAAUCUAAAGAUAGAGUUUGAUAUUAAAAGAGAAUCGGACUCUACGAUCGAGCUGAAGACCUGCUUUUCGAACGUUUCGUCCUUCACUAUCACGGACCUGACCUUUUUGGUAGCAGUGCCAAAGUCUAUGGGCCUGAGGUUACAGCCACAAUCAGGCAGUUCCCUUUCCGCGUUUGCAAGCAAUGCUGUCACUCAACAGGCAUGGAUAGACAACGCUUCGGCUGGUGCUACAAAACCACUCAAAAUUAAAUGGAAAGCCACCUACAAAAUCAAUGGAUCUCCUGUCGAGGAGACAGCCGUUUUUACUCUCCCAAAGUUGUGA
This is a messenger RNA of Torulaspora globosa, 1761 nucleotides long. RefSeq lists its product as uncharacterized. The transcript has a single exon. Lineage: Eukaryota; Fungi; Ascomycota; Saccharomycetes; Saccharomycetales; Saccharomycetaceae. The record is from RefSeq and is a predicted model, not a curated record. Bases 1 to 1761 code for a protein of 586 amino acids. Gene Ontology annotation, molecular function: ubiquitin binding; phosphatidylinositol binding. Gene Ontology annotation, cellular component: trans-Golgi network. Gene Ontology annotation, biological process: protein transport to vacuole involved in ubiquitin-dependent protein catabolic process via the multivesicular body sorting pathway; Golgi to endosome transport; Golgi to vacuole transport.